AUGAGCACGUUUGCUAGAGGCCAUGCUGCUCUCCUAUGCCUGCUCUCUGCCUUUAGCUUGAUACUGAACGAUGAUCUUGUUGUACAAGACACGACAGCUAUCGGCCACAUGGCUCCCGCCAACGUCGGAGACUUAAAACCCGAUUACUGGAGGCGGAUCUGCUACAUGGGGCGCUGGCUCACGUUCCUCGCUGCCAACCUUGGCUAUCAAUCACCCAUUGACCCUCUCCUCGACCCCACAAGAACGCGCACAAUUUAUCUGCUGCCAGCACCCCUUCAAACUACCCCCAUUGAGCACGACUUUGAUGCUACCAUGUCCGUCACCGAGACACGGUCCUGGAUGUGCUUUGGUGUGCCCGCCAACAGCAUGCACAUAGCCAUCAUUGCUAACAACGGCGAUAUACCGAGGAUGUUCCCAUCCCCUGUCCUGCAAACACAACAUCCCUCAUUCAACACAUUGAAUCACUGUCAAGAUCUCGUGCUUGUCGUGCAUACAUUACCGCUGUGGGUUUUCGUGGAAAACGCAGUGGCGGAUGCCGCCACACCUCGUUGA
Molecule: messenger RNA, 552 nt
Organism: Peniophora sp. CBMAI 1063
Lineage: Eukaryota; Fungi; Basidiomycota; Agaricomycetes; Russulales; Peniophoraceae
Source: the annotation of a GenBank genome assembly